ACCAAUUUGGCGGCACGAGGCUUCAUCAACUUGGUUUAUUUGAUAAAAUCACAUUAUUUAUAACAAAGUCAGCCGCAACCUGCUGAUAGAAAUUAGAAAUUAAGUAUUUGAAGAGACACAAGCGUUGUAAAAACUGCCACCAACAUUCCCCGCUGCAGAGAAAUUAGGAACUGCGUCAGUGCAGUCGGCCUGCCGGAAUUAUGGGUUUGGAUUUUGACGCUUACGCUUAUCUGAGGAAUUUGCGAACUACAAAGCCUCCUUACCAAUGUCCUGUUGAAUCGUGCGACAAAGCGUACAAGAGCAUAGUCGGCAUUCAGUACCACCUGUUUAAUUUUGACCACCAAAACCCACAACCUGAGCCCGAAGCGCCGAAAACGCCAGCAGUGAGUACUCCAACCAUGAACAGCAGCCGGAAGAAGAGCACCAAGAGCAGAUCCUCAACGCAUAAUAAGCAGCCUCAGGAGAAACACACAAGUCCUGUGCCAGAAGGACUGACCUACGCCGAAGCCCAACGAAUGGUGGAGUUUGAUAUUGGAAAUGGCAGGUCCCAACGACUCAGUAUUUUUGAGCCCAUCGAAGUUGUCUCUAUGGAAAAUUACCAAGCUAUGGUGCCUCCCGGUGGUAGUUUGGAUGACAUUCUAGCUCCAGUAGAGCCAGGUAAAAGGACGCAGUAUCAGCCAGAAACUGCAGAACCUUUUACUCCAAUACGUGGCGUACCUUCGAUUCCAAUCAGCAAACUUCCAGAGCCGAGCUUCAGAAUACUUGAAGAUUACAAAAUACCCGACGCAGCUCCCUUGCCGAAUUCUUACAUCAGAUUCAUAGAAAAGUCACCUGAUGAGCUCGAUGCAGAGGUUGAGUACGACGCUGAUGAGGAGGAUGGUGCUUGGUUAGCACUUAUGAACGAGAAACGCAAAACUGAAGGCUUAGCCUCUGUGUCCGAAGAGCAAUUUGAGCUUUUGAUGGACCGGCUGGAGAAGGAGUCGUAUUUCCAAAUGUCAACAGCUGGGCACGAAGCGGCUCUCAUAGAUGAUGAUGCCGUUUGCUGCAUUUGCAUGGAUGGCGAGUGCCAAAAUUCCAAUGUCAUUCUUUUCUGCGACAUGUGCAACCUGGCUGUCCACCAGGACUGUUACGGCGUCCCCUACAUACCUGAGGGUCAGUGGUUGUGUCGCCGCUGCCUCCAAAGUCCCUCAAGAGCAGUCGAGUGUGUCCUCUGCCCAAACCAAGGCGGUGCCUUCAAGCAGACAGAUAGAGGCACCUGGGCCCAUGUAGUUUGCGCUCUUUGGAUACCUGAGGUGCGAUUUGCAAACACAGUCUUCCUUGAACCCAUAGACUCCAUUGAGACUAUACCUCCUGCCCGCUGGAAGCUGACUUGCUACAUCUGCAAGCAGAAGGGCGUCGGAGCUUGCAUACAGUGUCACAAAUCUAACUGUUACGCUGCAUUUCACGUUACGUGUGCCCAGCAAGCUGGUCUGCACAUGAAAAUGGACACCGUGCGGGACAACGGUGCAACCACAGGCGAGCCUUCGGUGCUGGUUCAGAAACUCGCCUUCUGUGACACUCACACCCCUGCUGAUGCAGAGACACGCCCUCGAGUUAAUAGAAAGGAGAAAACAUUUGACUUCAAGGAUGAUGCUAAGGAAAAAAUGAAGCAGGCUCGGAAACUGCUUGCCAAAAAGAGGUCGUCUGUCCCAAUCAUUUCCAUUCCUACCAUUCCUCCCGAAAAAAUACAGGAAAUUGCUUCUUUGAUCUCGGUGCCACGCAGGAAUCAGUUCAUUCAGCGACUGAUUGCUUAUUGGACUCUAAAGAGGCAGUAUCGAAAUGGAGUGCCUCUUUUGCGCCGUUUACAAACUUCAAACUCAUCCCACCAUUCACGUAAAGGAGAAACACAAUCAGCUCCUGAGCAGGAGGUUUCCACACGCAAAUCAACAAAAAAGACUAGCAUGAAGAAAGAUAUUGAGAAUCAGCACGUCAAUUUACAGCAACGAACUUUGCUGGAGCAACUCAAAUACUGGCAAAGUCUUCGUCAAGACUUGGAACGAGCUCGGCUGCUGUGUGAGUUGGUCAGGAAGAGAGAAAAGAUGAAGAAAGAAUUUGUUAAAGUUUAUGAACAAUGUGUGAUGCUGGAAUUGAGACCGAUGACUCAUUUUCUUGGAAAGGUGCUUGAUCAACUCAUCAGCAAAGACCAAGGAGAGAUCUUUGCUGAGCCUGUUGAUAUUUCUGAGGUCCCUGAUUACACCACAGUUGUUACAAAUCCUAUGGACUUUUCAACGAUGAAGCAAAAGUUAAACGAUCAGGAAUAUCAUGAUCUUGAUGACUUGGAGACUGAUUUCAACCUGAUGCUCUCAAACUGCAUGGCUUACAACUCGAAAGACACAGUGUUCUACCGAGCUGCUGUGAAAAUGAGAGACCUUGGUGGAGCAAUCAUUCGACAGGCACGAAGGGAUGUAUCAGAAAUUGGGUUUGACUCAAAAACCGGACUGCUGUUGCCAGAGAAGCCCAGCACAAGAGGAAAGGGUGUAACCGAUGAGCAAACUGCAGCAGAAUUUGACCAAUUCAUGCUCGAUGAAUCAAGGAAGGCUCUGCCCCUUAGUGAGCAACUGACAAAGUUGUUGAACAUUAUGGAUAUAGCGCAAAGUCUGAAACAUGGAAUGACCAGAGCAAAGAGGGUAAAAACGGUCAAGAACGAAAUUGCAUCUGUAAGGAGGAAGAUUGCAAUGGAGCAAAGUGGAACUCCAGCAAGACGAAAAUCUACGACCAAAUCGCAGACUUCUAAAAAGGGAGAUGAUAGUGAUGAUCAAACUGAUGACUCGCAAGAUGCGGCUUCUUCUAAUAGUUCGUCAAGUUCAGGAAGCUCAGAUGAGGAUGCUGAUGAGGAUGAUGCUGAUGAAGAGAGUCCAGGUUACAAAACAAGGAGGAAAGAAAAAAUUGAAAAAACAACCAGACCAACCAGGAAUCUCCGCAAUAAGACACCCCCAGCUACUCCAAAAAGGAGGGAGUCUACUGCCUCUGUUGGUGCUGCAGAUAAAAGAGUCCCUAGAAAGAGGUCGCCUAGCAAGCGCCAAGAAGAAGCACCAACCUCUCCAAAGAGGAGGGUCAGCCAAGAUGUUGGUAAAGACACCAGCAAAGAUGCAAGCAAAGAAACCACUUCAGAAGGCCCACACGUUACUCCAGCCAAAAAAGCUGCCACUAUUUCUCCUCUUCCUUCAACUUCCCCUCAAACUGGCUCCCCCUCUGGAGUCAACAGAAGAACCGCUGUUCUAUUUACUAGAAAGGCUGCUGCUGCUGCAUUUAGAAAACCAGAAGCACCACAGACAACAACUAAAAGGAGAGUUGGUCGUCCAAGGAAGAAUUUGGAUUCGGCUCUUGGUGUAAAUAGCAGUGGAAAUUCUAGUUCGGGAAAGUCUUCCGGAGACGGAGACGCUAUUCUUGAAACCAAAAGUGUUCCCAGCAGUGAAAGCUUCCGAGUCUACCGUUCAGGAGGAGCAGAAAUUCCUGCUGGCUCAGACGAGAGCGAAAACGAGUCUGAGCGAAGCAGCAGUGCUGUGGACGACAGCUCCUCCAGUAGCGAUGAUGGCUCCUCACAACAAGGUGACUCAGACAGCGAGGAUAGCCAAAGCAGCAAUGAUGAUGCUUCAAAUGAAAAGCAGGAUGCUGCAUCUGAUGAUUCAUCAGAUGAUGAAGCCCUGUCUCGGGGCGACGGAACUUUGGAGCCACUUGAUUUGGUCUGGGCCAAAUGCAGAGGCUAUCCGUGGUACCCUGCUUUGAUCAUUGAUCCUGACAUGCCAAAUUCUGGCAUUGUUCACAAAGGGGUGCCAAUUCCAGCACCUCCGACAGACGUGCUGGCUUUGGCGGCCAACUACACAGAACCUGUGUAUCUUGUUUUAUUCUUUGACACAAAAAGAACUUGGCAAUGGUUACCAAGAAGCAAAAUCGACCAGUUUGUUGGGAAAGCAGAUCUUGACCAGGAAAAGUUGUUUGAGUCAAAAAAACCUGCUGAGAGGAAGGCAGUUCGGAAAGCCUAUCAGGAAGCUAUUCUCUACAAGCAUCAGAUCACAGGCCAGUUGCAGAAGAAUUUGGAGCAACACAAGAAGAGUGACAAAGACGCAGACGAUGCUUCACAUUCUGAUAGCAUGGCUGAGGAUGAUUGAAUGGGUCACAAUUAACAAGUUAAAUCUAAGCACUCUCACAAGAAGUAGAUUUUCUAGUUUUAUAUUUAAUUAAGUCUCAUAGUUUAACAUCAAAUUUAGUAUUACCAUUAUUAUCAUGUAGAUAUGUGUGAUUGAUAAUUUCCAUUUUUUUAUAUUUUGCUUACUCACAAUCAGCUGUUGUCAGCGUUAUUAUGACUUGAGCUUUAUAGUAAUAAAAUUGUGCUCUUAUUCGUUCAAUAUUCAAUUUACACUGUAAAUAAAAUAUUUGUCACUUCAAUGUAUA
Neocloeon triangulifer is the source of this 4431-nucleotide messenger RNA. It is a transcript of the gene Br140, whose product is annotated as bromodomain-containing protein 1. Lineage: Eukaryota; Metazoa; Arthropoda; Insecta; Ephemeroptera; Baetidae. Gene Ontology annotation, molecular function: protein binding. Gene Ontology annotation, biological process: regulation of transcription by RNA polymerase II. Bases 201 to 4148 code for a protein of 1315 amino acids. The record is from RefSeq and is a predicted model, not a curated record. The transcript has 20 exons. Gene Ontology annotation, cellular component: MOZ/MORF histone acetyltransferase complex.